UCCAUCUUACUGGACGACACAUCGAGUGCCUCACCGGAAUAACUAGUGGGAAAAUGGAUGCCGGAGCUGAAGCUGAUGUGGAUCGGCCGGUGGAUGACGAUUUGUCUGCGGCGGAAUAUGGAUCGAAUCAUACCAGCGCCGAAAGAUUGGAGCCGUCGUCGUCGUUGAAGCAGGGGGAGAUUUUGAGAACCCUUGCUACGGUCGAGAAGGAUUCGCAGGCAAUCGCAGAGAGCUUUUCUUCUCUCUUUGCUUCCCUCAGAUCAACUCUCUCUGAGGCUACUGGCAGCUCAGUUGAACACAUGAGUUGUUUUGGUGAUGCAGCGGGACGGCUUCAGGAAUCCGCUCUAGAUGCAGCCACCAAAGGGAACCGGUACAUAAACUCUUGCCUCAGAUUAAACGAGGAAAUUAAAGGCGUUGAGAAUCUGGCGGCUCGGUUAAAGCACCUGAGGAGAAAUGUGGAUGUUCUUGAUACGGCUGUGAACAAACUUCUCCGGCCUCCAUGAGAACAAGUCAGCAGCUUUCACGGACUUGGAUCACUUAGUUCUCGUACAUAAAGAAUUUAACUAUAAGUUUGUCCUUUUUUUGUUUUCUUGUGACUUUAGAAGUGAAUAUUUUCAGUACGGUCCAUUUAUUUGAACUAGAAUGCUGUUUAUUUUGUUUUUUUUUUCAUUUGUUUAAGAAAUUGUUAUAUCUGAUAUGACAUGAUAUGAAUAUGAUUUCUA
Molecule: messenger RNA, 722 nt
Organism: Eutrema salsugineum
Lineage: Eukaryota; Viridiplantae; Streptophyta; Magnoliopsida; Brassicales; Brassicaceae
Exons: 5
Coding region: 54-503 (149 amino acids)
Source: RefSeq, a predicted model, not a curated record